ACCUCAUCCGCACCAUUCUUCGUACUUUCCCUUCUCUCCUCUCUACUUCACUCUAGGGCUCACUGACUAGAAUCGCUUCAAACACCAAAACAGAGUCCCUCAAUGAAUUUUUCACUUGUUGCUUGAAUUCAUCAUCGCUAAUGUCGUUCUCUUCUUCGGUUAAUCUCCAAUUCGCAGUUCUUACUGAAUUUCUGUCUUCUCAUAAACCACCAUGGCUUACUGUUGUCACCAUACCGAUAGGGUUUUGUCUUAUUAAUAUUCUCGUGAAUCUUUGGAUAUCUUACAUUAUCAAUCCGAACAAAAACCAGGCGAUAGAUGAAAGAACUGAAUUAGAAGCUCAAGUAAGGAAGAUAAGGUGGAAUGAAGAUGGGUGGAGUAAGAAAAUGAUAGAAAAAAAAGAACAGAAGAUUGCUGCAUUGGAGAAGAAGAUUGAUAGGCUUCAAAACUGUGUUGCUUCUGCCUCCACCUCAUCCAGAUUGUGUGCCCUGCUUCCCAGAAUUCUUACUUCUCUGCACCAACACAACAUAAGUUUCCGCUCUAAAUUUGCAGCAACAUAGGUACUCCUAGGGUUUGGGUACUGCCUCUAAAAAGCUUCUCAUAUCUGGCCUUCCAGAUGUGCCACACUAUUGUUGCAAAGAAGGGGUUCCAGUCUUCAUUAGCAUCAGUAGUUCCCCGCUCUUGCCUCCACAGUUCUACAGAAACAGGGAAAGAGUUAUAAGAAAAGGGGGUUGAAGUCUGAGGAAAACCAAACGCAUCUAUCAAAGGGGCAAGUGAAGGUUAGGUGUUCUAGGGCCUCGGACAAGUGAAUAAUAGGUGUUCUAGGGUCUCAUUAUGCUGAGAAUAAAGGUGGUAGUAGUUGGGAAUAUUGGUGAAUUGUGCCAGUUUGGCUGCUGCUGGGAGUCUGGGACCAUAUCCUGAAUGCACUUGUAAACAAAGAGUUGUAUCCUAGGGGUGGUCUGGAGAUUCCGUAGCUCCUCGGAUGGUAAUCUGUAUAGCCGGUGCUUUUCAUCUUCAGUACCCGAAGAUGUAGCAUCCCAGUGGGAGUUCACGGGAACCAUUAUUAGGGAUUUUAGUUAUGCAAUUUCAUAAACUAAUGACUUGAUUGGUCACUAGCACAGAAAAUCUACUUUGGUGUUUUCGUAUUUGACUCUGAUUUUGCUAAAUCCAAUGCAGUUUAUUGGAGUUUUA
Messenger RNA from Papaver somniferum (opium poppy), 1188 nucleotides. RefSeq lists its product as uncharacterized. Lineage: Eukaryota; Viridiplantae; Streptophyta; Magnoliopsida; Ranunculales; Papaveraceae. The record is from RefSeq and is a predicted model, not a curated record. The transcript has 4 exons. Bases 141 to 557 code for a protein of 138 amino acids.